Molecule: messenger RNA, 3894 nt
Organism: Anolis sagrei ordinatus
Lineage: Eukaryota; Metazoa; Chordata; Lepidosauria; Squamata; Anolidae
Product: partner and localizer of BRCA2
Biological process (GO): double-strand break repair via homologous recombination
Cellular component (GO): nucleoplasm
Molecular function (GO): protein binding; DNA binding
Source: RefSeq, a predicted model, not a curated record
GCUUCCCGAUUGGCUUCUACUUCCACGCUUAUGCCUAGCAGAUGGAUAUGUAAAUUCCUGCUACCCCAAAAUCAAUCCAAGUGGCACUGAUUCAAAUGUCGUUUUUAUAAAAGGAAAAGGACCUUGGAUUCCAAUCAGAUCUUCCUAUUCAGGUAUGGGCCUGCUCUUUCUCCUCCACCAAUCAGAACCCUCGACUCCAGAUCGCCCGCCUCCCGGCCGACCAAUCAGGGCAUUCCAGUCGAUCAGCUCCGCCUCCACUAUAGUGCAGGGAAGUGCGCAGGCGCGGUUGCUAAGGGGCGGGGCGUCCUGGUUUGCAAAGAUCUGGCGGGAAACCGUGGCAUGAAUGGAGUCUCCUCGGGACCAAGCCCUGAACCCACAACAGAAGGCCCAGCUGAAGGAGAAGCUGGUCUUGUUGAAAAGAGAAUACAGGAGGACCUUCCACCGGUUGCAGCGCGCAGAGAGAGCCGAGAGGGUGAAAACCUAUGUCAAGAGGACUGUAGCUGAGCAAAACCUCUUGCUUCAUCAAGAAGGGAAUGAGGAGGACCGUUCAGGAUCUGCCACCGGCGCAGGGGCUUUGGUGGCUUUGGUUGGGACCUCUCCAACAAAACCGGUCUCUGUCUCCUUCAGGCCUGACCCCGAGGUCUUUGCCCCGGAAGACACCUGCUUGCCCUUGACUCCAGCCUCCAAAAGUACGAAGCAGAACUGCAGAAAAGUCCUCUUUGGUCCUGAGAAGAAAGGGGCCUCUCUUUCCAGGGGCAGAACCAGGGCACAGCGAAGGAUAACCCUGCCUUUGGAAAAGAGAGCAAUACCUGCCCCUGAGGCUCUUUGGAGAGAUGAGGGGAGCCAGCAGGAGCAGAAGGCAGCCUGGGCUGGCCUUGUGGGCUCUCAGUCACCCGUCUUUGAGCGCAGGAGAAGCAACAGCAUUUGGGAGGCUGUGCCAAAGUGGUCAAUGACUGCAACGGAUGGAAGCAGUUGUGAGUCAACUCCUUUGUUGCUGUGGCCAGAAUGUGCCCAAGAAACCAUCUUUCCUGGCGAUUCCCAACCACGUCCUUCUUCCCCAUCCUGCAAUAGCCAUGUGCCCUCCAUUGACUGCACCAAAGACUCAGCUGGAGAGAAGACCUUGCCUCAAGAAGACUGCAUCGUGAAGGAAGAGGAGCCGAUGGAAGUGGGUCACACACAAUCAGAAGAAGACCCAGCUCUGUGGAGAUUUACAGACUCAAUGGAAAGACAUGGCACACAAGAAGAAGGGAGAUCAGACCUGGAAGCACAGGCUCCCACCAAAACAUUGCAGGAGAAGGCUUUAGAGGGACCUCUUGACCUUGACUCUCCCCUCCAGGAGGGGAAGAUGCCACCUACAGAGCUGAGCUCUUGCACGGUGGUUGAGGGCCUCCUCUUCCCAGUGGAGUAUUAUGUGAGGACCACCCGGCGCAUGUCCAGCCGCCAGAGGGAGGUCAAUGUGGAGGCCGUCAUCCAAAGCCAGCUGGGGAGGAGCAAGAAAGGACAGAAGGCCUCACGGAAGACAGUUUUGUCUUCCCAGAAGGCAGCAGAAAUCCCCAGGCAACUGGAGUCGCUUCCUUUCUCCUCUCCUGCAGCUUCUCCUUCUGAUGGAGGCCUGACUGAGGGGCAUCUUCAGACCAGGAGGAAGGGGAGGCCGAGGAAGAGGGAUCGCUGGCUGACCCCCUCUGCCCCCUCGCAGGACUCAGAGAGAGCAGGUGCUUCUUUCAUCUCCAGGGAAUGUCAAGGAGAAGAAGGAGGUGGUCCUGAUGACAGCAAGGCCACAGAGUCCCCUGUAAGCACUGGUGGCCAUUUAGGAGCCAGGCGAAAGGGGCCAGGAGAGGGCAGGGGCCAGGAAGCUGAGUUCCAAACAGCUCUUGACUUACCUGGGGCCCCAGAAGCUGAGCCUGGCCCUGGCCUCCUUCCAUGGAAGGAGAGAGAAACCCUCCCAGAAGGAAGCGGACAGCUGCCUGAAAGCCCCAUUGGACUUGGUUUGGCUUCCAGUAUUCUUCCCUUUCGCAGCCAGAGCGGUGAGGCCACCCUUCUCCAGUGGCUGCCACCUUCCAUCCCAGCGCUGCAAGAUUUCUGUUUACCGGAAGACGAAUUUGGCCUCCUGAAAUCAGAAAAGAUCAAGACCUGUGCUGCUGUGGUGGAGGUGAAGGGUUUGGCUGCUGAGGUUAAAGGCUCGACACCAGGAGAGCAUCUCGCUGAUCCUGCCAUAAUCGCCACACCGGAGGUCUCCGCUGCCUCCCCGCUUGCUCCCCACUUGGCCCCAAGGUGCCUUUCCAGCGACCUGCUCCUCUCUCCGGCCCUGGAGGCAUCCAGUGGCCCACUGCUGUCUCCACUGCCCAGCCCAGCCUUCCCUUUCCUGGGAGCCACUCCGGCCUCCCCGCCUUUCCCUACCAGCCAAGCUUUUAGUGCUUCCCCUUUGCAAGGAAAGCCUGGCACCGAGCGGGAGGCCUCGCCCUCCUUCCCACAAAGUGGCACAAAGAGACAGCGCAAGGCCAGUUGGCCAGCCGAGGAGGAGGUGGCGAGCCUCCAGGAAAGGCAGUUACCGGCUGGAGCAUCCCUGGAGGAUCUCAAGCAGAACGAAGGACUGGAGCAGAGCCCGGAGGAAGUGGCACCAGAAGAGAUGCCUGGAGAAGGCUGCCUGCAAAUGACUUCCAGACUCAAAACCUGUGCCGGUCCCUCCUCCUCCUUUGUGGACGUGAGUACCGUUUGGUGGGAAGUGGACAGUUUCACGGUUCUGUGUGUCGUGACAGCCAGCGAGGGUUCUGUUUCUCUGUGGAGGCCCCUGGAUGCUGGGCACUGGGCCCCCAUCCACACCUGGCACUUCACCAAGGUUCCAGUCAUUCAGAUCGUCCCUCUGCCCGGAGUCCGCAGCCUGGUUUGCGUGGCUUUGGGCAACCUGGAGAUUGUUGAGAUACGGUUCCUGUUCCAUCCUGCAGAGGGCAGCUCCAUUAAGCAGUCCGUGGUCAAAGCAGGGAACAUCAAAGCCGUCCUUGGCCUUAGGAAAAGGAGGAUGGUGACGAGCUGCGGCUCUGUCGGGGAGCAAGAGGUGGAAGUGGCCUCCUUCUCAGAGAUGGGAAGGAGCAUCGGGAAACGGGCUUUGAAGCCUCCUGAAGAGCCCCUGCUGGCUUUUGCUGAAGUGGAUGGGAUGGAGGAGGCUUUGGUUGGCAUGACAACCAUGAACUCCCUUGUGAUCUGGAACUUGACAUCUGGGCAGCUGCUGAGGAAGAUGUCCAUCAGCUGCUCCUUUCCUGCAUCCAUCUGCCAUAGAGCCUACGCUGAUGCGGGCCUCCUCUUUGUGGUGCUGAGCCACCCUCAUGCUAAGGAGCGCCAGACUGAAAGGGGCCCUGCCUUCCGUGUCGUGGCCCUCAACCCCAAGACAGGAAGGAGCGCCACAGUGACGGCCAUGUCCCUCCCACGAGGCUCUGGAGGAAGGUUCCUGGAAGGCGAGGUGAAGGAUGCUUCUGCGGCGGCAGCGGUGCUGACCUCAGGGGCCAUUGCGGUGUGGGACCUGCUCCUGGGGUGCUGCACGGCCCUUUUGGCCCCUGGACCCGAAGGGAAGUGGUCCUUGGUCCGCUGGUCAGCUGCAGAUGGCUGCCUGCUGGCCGGGAAGGAGGAUGGCAGCCUCUGCCUCUACAGCAACUCUCUUGGCCUGCCUCCCACCUGAGACUGCGUCCAUUCCUUUGGGUUUCUUCCUCCAUAAGAAUUGCACACAUCUCUUUCAGAUGCCCGUUCAACACAUAGCAGCAGGACUCACUCAAAACAUUUCCUCUGGAGUUAAUGGGAAUGCAUGCCUUUCCCUGGUUUGGCUAAGAGUUACUUAUUCGUUCAAGGUUUGCGCCAUUGCAUUGUUUGGAAUGUAUCCAUUAAAACGCCAUCUUUCGAAAGUCA